AUGUCCGACACCGUCAUCGAGUCUGUCAACGCGUAUCGCAACCUGGUGCGAGAUCUGCUGGCGACAGCAACAGAGAUCAAACAAAGCAACAAUGUCGAACCGCCUUUGAUGGAAGCACACCUUGGUGACUCUAUAUGGCGCGUACAUCCUAAGUCUGAGAUCGAGUUGAACAAACCGCAUAAAUACGCGGCUGUUGAAACUGCAUUCAGGGAGAAGUUUUACGAACUUCUGGCUUCUACUUCGAUAGAUGAGCCUGCCUUCGUCAAUGUCUGGAACCUCUUGGACAUUGUAUCUAUUUUCUCCGAUAACGAACAAUGCGAAGCUGGCCUUAUUUUCUGGUUGAUCGAAGAGCUCCUGGAUAGCCAAACUGUUGAGGGAUGUCGAAAGGUUUUUGAUUAUUUAGAGUCUCGAAGGGAGAUCAAUACAGCGAAACACUUUGAGUCGAAGAAGUUGAUUAUACUGCGUUCGUGCAAUGAAUUACUUCGUCGGCUUUCGAGAGCAGAAGACACCGUAUUUUGUGGCCGGGUUUUCAUAUACAUGUUUCAGAGCUUUCCACUAGGUGACAAGAGCUCUGUCAAUCUUCGAGGAGAAUUUCACACAGAGAAUGUCACCACCUUUGAUGUUGUGCAGAAACCAGAGGGCGACGCCAUGGAGGUUGAACCUACUGAGAAGAGUGAACAAGCAGUCGAGACACAGCAUCAACAAACCGAUGAAAGCGAAGCUACUCAGUCCGCAAAAGAAACAAACGGCCAUGUGCCAGAUUCCUCGCCAAAUGAAAAGAAGAACGAUGAGAAUACAAAGGCUACUAUUGACCUGGAUACACUAUAUCCCGUUUUCUGGGGCUUGCAAGCGUUUUUCUCAUCGCCGACCAGGUUGUUUAACCCAGAGAACUUUGCAUCCUUCCGGUCCGGGCUGGAGAAAACAUUGUCUACUUUCAAGUCAAUUAACACGGACAUCGACACUCGAAGUGCUGCGAAAGCUCCGGAGGAGCUCCGUCGGGGCCUUAAACGUAAGCGAAAUGGAGAUGGAGUGGAAGUGUCGAAUAAUUUCAACCCUAAAUACCUAACUAGCCGCGAGUUAUUUGACCUGGAGGUGAAUGACAUUGCAUUUCGCCGGCAUGUCCUUGUGCAGGCGUUGAUUCUACUAGAUUUCAUACUGUCUUUGACCCCACAAGCCCGCCAAAGACUUUUGAAGUUGAUACAACCGGGGAAGGCGGUAAAUAAGACUGCCAAAUGGGCAACACAAACACGAGAUAUCGUCGCCGAUUAUCUACAGCAAGGCGUUGACGGUAAAUUUUACUACCGAAUGGUCGACACAGUACUUUCCCGUGACAAGAACUGGGUUCGCUGGAAAGUCGAAAACUGCCCGCCUAUUGAAAAGCCAGCAAUCAAAGAGGAGGACUGCCUCAAGGCUCGCGAGGGUGCCGUGAAGAUUUACUCCAGCAAACGCCUUAGACCGGCGCCAAUAGGAUCCCUCGAUCUCACGUUUCUGUCAGAAGGGAACACUACUACUAGUCUAGAACAACUGAAAGAACCAGAUCGAUACGGAACCCCCGCACCAGACUCUUUCAUGAUGGCCAUCCUUGACGAUGAAUUCGACAUCGACAUGGCCAAAGAGAAAGACGAAAAGGAAGCUGCGCUACGAUCGAAAGCGAGCAAGGUGUGGCGAACCCUACGAUUAUCGUCCCGCAGCAAGCUCGCUGAGUUUGAGAAGAUUGAGGAUGGGAAAAAGAUUAAUUUGCUGUUUGAGAGCGCACCAGAGGAAACCAAAGAACCAGAAUCAGAGCCCUCGGAGGACGCGCAGAAGAAAGCAGAUACCGAUAACGAAGGGCCGAAAGAGGAGAACGCGCAGGAAAAUGGGGAAGAACAUCAGGAGUCGACGAUAGACGAGGCGCAGGUCCAAGAAACGGAACAGACAACAGCCACGGCUACAUAA
Talaromyces proteolyticus is the source of this 1935-nucleotide messenger RNA. Its product is annotated as putative THO complex subunit Tho1. The transcript is spliced from 7 exons. Gene Ontology annotation, cellular component: THO complex part of transcription export complex. The record is from RefSeq and is a predicted model, not a curated record. Gene Ontology annotation, biological process: mRNA export from nucleus; regulation of DNA-templated transcription elongation. Bases 1 to 1935 code for a protein of 644 amino acids. Lineage: Eukaryota; Fungi; Ascomycota; Eurotiomycetes; Eurotiales; Trichocomaceae.